Polistes canadensis is the source of this 3230-nucleotide messenger RNA. RefSeq names its product molybdenum cofactor sulfurase 1 (gene mal). The transcript is spliced from 12 exons. Gene Ontology annotation, biological process: Mo-molybdopterin cofactor biosynthetic process. The record is from RefSeq and is a predicted model, not a curated record. Lineage: Eukaryota; Metazoa; Arthropoda; Insecta; Hymenoptera; Vespidae. The coding region runs from base 568 to 3012 and encodes 814 amino acids. Gene Ontology annotation, molecular function: molybdenum cofactor sulfurtransferase activity; pyridoxal phosphate binding; molybdenum ion binding.
CGGCUUCGCUCGCGACACAGUUGUAUAUAUAUUACUCGAGUGAAUUUUACCUAUAGAAUACUACCGUAUCAAAGUUACUAUAUAUCUUUUUCAACGUUUUUACUAGUCAUUCAUAUAUACUUCUACCGGCCGAGUUAAUUAGAUAUUAUAACGCGAUCUCGUUGCUAAUGAAAUUUGAGUUCGACCAAAUGGAUCAGCAAUAUUUCGAGAUUCUUCGAGUUCGAUGGGAUCCUGUUGAGAUUGUUGUUGUCGGGGGCUCGCCAUUCCAUUUGGUAGAGACGAUUUUCUUCUAGCUACCAAAAGAAUAACAAUAAGAAAGAGAAAUCGUAAUAAAGUUUGUUGGCAGACAUUUCUUCCUUGAUGUCAGUCCGCUGUACCUUUCUUUCUGUGACACGUAGUGUGGAUCGAGCUCACAUCCCGCAUAAGAACGAAAUUUGUUCAACAAGAAAGCGGAGCUACUUUUGUCGAAGGAUUUUAAAUUAUCUGAUCAAAUCCAGUUGUUACAUGUACUUAAGAGUAAUCAUAACAUCGUAAGAACGUCAAGAGGCACUUUCAAGAGAUUUAAGAAUGGAAAAAGAAUCAGAAAAAACUUUGCAAUAUAAACCUGUUUAUGAUAAAAGGAUCGCUGCAAAUAUUCGAAAUGAAUUUUCAAGACUUCAAGGACAGUGUUAUUUGGAUCAUGCUGGUGCUACACUUUAUUCUGAUUUACAAAUAAAAAGUGUAAGUGAUGACUUAUGUAACUCUCUCUAUGGCAAUCCACAUUCCAUAGGCAUUGCUGGUGGUAUUACUCAUGAUAAUAUUGAGCAAAUAAGACAUAGGAUAUUGAGUCAUUUUCAUACAUCAUCAGAGGAAUACAGUAUCAUAUUUACAUCAGGUGCAACACAAUCAUUAAAAGUGGUCGCUGAAACAUUUCGAUUCAAUAAUAAUAAAAAUAAUGAAGUUCAAUCUACAGGAGAUUUUGUUUAUACACAAGAUAAUCAUACUUCAGUACUUGGAAUGCGAGAAGUUAUCUCCCAAAAAGGAAUUAAAGUAACUUGUCUUAGUCAUAAACAUGCAUUUCAAGUAUUAGAACAACCAGUAAAUUCUUUUAACGACAAUGUAGCAAGCAACAAUAAUUCUCUUUUUGUUUAUCCUGCCCAGUGCAAUUUUUCUGGUGCAAAAUAUCCACUUAAGUGGAUUAAAAAUGCACAAAAUAAUGUGCUUUCUAGUGUAACUGGUCAAUUAAAUACAAAGUGGUACGUUCUCCUAGAUGCGGCAGGAUUUGUACCAACAAAUGAUUUAAAUUUAUCUGUAUUUAAACCAGAUUUUGUAUGUAUAUCUUUUUACAAGAUGUUUGGAUACCCAACCGGUAUUGGUGCUUUACUAGUAAAGAAUUCUAGUGCGCACGUUCUUGAAAAAAUCUAUUACGGAGGUGGCACUGUAGAAGUUACUCUUAGUUCUGAAUUAUUUCAUGUGAAGCGUCUAAAUUUACAUCAAAGGUUUGAAGAUGGAACUGUACCAUUUUUAUCUAUAAUAUCAUUGCAGUAUGGAUUAGAUAUACUUUCAAAAAUUACUAUGAAGCAAAUAUCGAGUCAUGUAUUUGCACUUGCAAGAUAUUUACAUCAUACUCUAUUAAGAUUGCGUCAUGAUAAUGGUGCGCCUGUUGUCAAAAUUUAUUCAGAUAAUAACUAUGAAGAUCCCAACUUACAAGGAGGUAUCAUUACAUUUAAUAUACUUAGAUCAAAUGGAGAAUAUGUUGGAUAUAUGGAAGUUGCACAUAUGGCUGCUCUUUUUAAAAUACAUCUUCGAACUGGUUGUUUCUGCAAUCCUGGUGCAUGCCAAAGACAUCUGUCCCUUAAAAAUGAAGACGUUUUAAAAAAUUAUGACGCAGGCUAUGUGUGUGGUGGUACUGCAGAUUUAAUAAAUGGUAGACCAACUGGUGCUGUGCGAAUUUCAAUCGGAUAUAUGUCUAUGAUCGAAGAUAUUGAGACUUUGUUACAAAUGAUCACUAAAUGUUUUGUUAGCAAACCAGAAAGGAACAUAUGUGUACCAGAAGUUCGUAAAUCGCAUCAUACUGAGGCUGAAAAUAAAAAAUAUGUUAUAAAUGAUAAAGAUAAUACAAAAGAGUUUGAGAGUAAGGCAUGGUACUCGUCAUUUUUAUAUGGUGCAAAAUAUUUUCAAAACACUAAUAAUUCCAAAAGUAAUAUUAUUAUCAAAAAAUUAUUUAUUUAUCCCAUAAAGUCAUGUAGCGCAUUUGAAAUAACUACUUCUUGGACUUUGAAUGAAAAAGGUUUAGAAUAUGAUAGAGAGUGGAUGAUAAUGACAUCAAAUGGAGUUUGUUUGACUCAAAAGCAACAAACUAAUCUCUGUUUAAUUAAACCAUUUAUAUGUAAAGAAACUGAAGUCAUGAAAUUAACAUAUCCAGGAAUGCCAUCAAUAGAAGUACCUUUGGAGUAUUCUGACAAUUAUAUAAAUGGUGCGAUAUGCCAAAGUAGAGUUUGCGGACAAAAAGUUAAAGGCAUUGAUUGCGGGGGAGAUGUGUCUGAGUGGUUGAGUUUGGUUAUUGGUCGUCCAAAUUUAAAACUUGUUAAGCAAGCUGAUCACGAAACUAAAGACAAACCAAAACAAGAAUUAAAUAAUCCAAAACUAUCUUUUACAAGUCAAGCUCAAUAUCUCUUAUUGAACGAAGAAAGCAUAUUAUGGCUAUGCAGUAAAAUUACUGAUACGCAAGAUUUUAACAAAAAUACAGUAGUGCAUAGAUUUAGAGGAAACAUCAUUUUAAGCGGUUGCAAAGCUUUCGAAGAACUUCAAUGGAAAGUAAUACAAAUAGGCAAAAUCAAAUUCCAGGUAAAUGGGCCUUGCAAUCGGUGUCAAAUGAUAUGCAUUGAUCAAACAACAGGCGCUAAAACAGUAGAACCAUUACGUACAUUAGCGGAGGAAUUUCAUGGAAAAUUAAGAUUUGGCAUAUAUCUUACUAGACCAUCGAUAAAAGAAGGAAUAUUAAAUAUUGGAGAUGUAGUAUAUUUUGAAUGAUCAUUUUAUAUGGCAAAGUAUAUAUUUUAAAAUAUAUACAUAUAAAAAUUACUAUACUACAGAUAUGUAGUUCACCAUUGAAUACAUCUUUGAUUGUUUCACAAACCGCUUCAUAGUCAGGGAAUGCUAGUGUCUGAAGUCUUGAAUAAACUAAUUGAUCAUUAAUCUUGAUUUCAAAAGAUUCUGUAAAAGAAUAAUAUACAUAUGUUUAUCUAUUU